Paraglomus occultum is the source of this 318-nucleotide messenger RNA. Lineage: Eukaryota; Fungi; Glomeromycota; Glomeromycetes; Paraglomerales; Paraglomeraceae. The record is from the annotation of a GenBank genome assembly.
AUGAAACGUCAGCUAGAACAACCAGAUUCAUUUUCAGUGUCAUCUAUGAACAGUACGAAGCGAUUGAAACUUGUAAAUAUGUAUAACAUCAAAACCGCGAUACAAUUUGUAUCAUUCGACAAGCUUCUGACAAUAGGUUUUGAACCUGGACGGUUCAUAUGGGAUAACAGCCAUAUAGAAGACUGGCACUCAAGAGCUUACACUGAUUACAUUCGCACCGACUUUCUUGGACUUGAAUAUCUUAAGAAUCAUGUUGUGUUGAAUAUAAGUCAAAACAAAUCCUACUUUGAUGCUCCUUACCUGCGUGGCACAGCUGAU